AAGCGGGACGUCAGGCCUGCGAGUGGUGGUUUGCCUGUUGAGCUCGGCGAAAGAACGAUUUUAAAAUGGGCAAUGUUGAGAAGGGCAAGAAGAUUUUUGUUCAGAAGUGUGCCCAGUGCCACACUGUAGAAAAGGGAGGCAAGCACAAGACUGGUCCAAACCUCCAUGGUCUCUUUGGGCGGAAGACAGGUCAGGCUCCUGGAUUCACUUACACAGAUGCCAACAAGAACAAAGGCAUCACCUGGGGAGAGGAGACACUGAUGGCGUACCUGGAGAAUCCCAAGAAGUACAUCCCUGGAACAAAAAUGAUCUUCGCUGGCAUUUAGAAGGGAGAAAGGGAAGACUUGAUAGCUUAUCUCAAAAAAGCUACUAAUGAGUAAAAGUUGGCCACUGCCUUAUUUAUUACAAGACCAAAAUGUCUCAUGACUUUUACAUGUGUACCAUAUUUGAAUUGAUCUCAUACUCUAGAAUUCAGAUCAUGUAUGGCUGAUGGAAUGUUUCUGUUGGAUGGUCCUGAUUGAAAUAAGAUUGGUUGGUAGCUAAAUGAAUAUGGUCAGCUGUUUGAAUUUUACUAUUAAUUCUAGUUCAACAAGUACUAUCACUGUCUUUCCCUUCUACAGAGAUGGUUAAACUUGAAUGUGGAGUGUUAAACUUUUCAGGAAAAUGGUGAAUACCUUCUCAGAACCUAUAGGAGAUUGGUUUUAUAUUUAGAUUUCUAUAACUGGUUAUAUUAAUAUAUUUAAAUAC
This is a messenger RNA of Sus scrofa (pig), 747 nucleotides long. RefSeq names its product cytochrome c. Gene Ontology annotation, molecular function: heme binding; electron transfer activity. NCBI's taxonomy places the organism in Eukaryota, Metazoa, Chordata, Mammalia, Artiodactyla, Suidae. The record is from RefSeq and is a predicted model, not a curated record.